AUGUAUCCAGAGUUUAUUUCAUUAACUACCGAUAUGGCUAAUUUAACAACAGUUCAUGGACCUGAAGAAUAUCACUCAACUUUCAUCGCGAUCCUCCACCCUGGUGAUUCAGAUGAACGUAGAUCAUAUUAUCAUGUAAAGAGUUCAACAAACUAUGUGUUAAAAAUACAAAUAGCUUGCGAUUUUCGUCAUCGAAUAGUGCACGUGUCUGAAUGUUAUAAAGGAAGUGUACAUGAUAUCACAAUACUAAGAGAGUCGGGGUUAUUAGAACAUGUAAACGACUCUGUGCAAAUUAUUGCCGAUAAAGGAUACAUCGGUGAAGAUUAUGUGAUCACUCCAAGAAAGAAGCCUCGUGGACGCAACUUAACUUCUGAAGACAAAGAUUUUAAUCGAGAUAUUAAUAGUGUAAGAGCGGCUAUUGAAAAUAUCAUGCGUCUGAAAACCCAUGCUCUUCUCGGCGGCAUUUACAGAGGAGCUAUUGAUGAUUUUCGUAAAAUAACUAAGAUUGCGCAAGUUGUCUCAGCUCUAUGUAACAUGAAUUUAGACAAACAGCCUAUUCGUAAAUAA
This is a messenger RNA of Didymodactylos carnosus, 567 nucleotides long. Lineage: Eukaryota; Metazoa; Rotifera; Eurotatoria; Philodinida; Philodinidae. The record is from the annotation of a GenBank genome assembly.